AGCCGAAGAUGUCGGCUCGGUCAUGUGAUCAGCUGUGUCCAAUCACAGCUGAUCACAUGGCACUGAUGAUCAGUGUGCCCUGAUGAUCAGUGUGGCCCCAGAAGUGCCACCUGUCAGUGCCCAUCAAUGCCACCUGUCAGUGCCUAUCACUGCCACCUGCCAGUGCCCAUCAGUGCCACAUCAAUGGCACAUAUCAGUGCCUACCAGUGCACAUCAAUGCCACAUAUCAGUGCCCAUCUGAGCUGCCUUAUCAGUGCCAGUCAGUGCCACCUAUCAAUGCCAGUCAGUGCCACCUAUCAGUGCUGCCAGUCAGUGCCACCUAUCAGUGCUAGUCAGUGCCGCCUAUCAUUGCCAGUCAGUGCCACCUAUCAG
Staurois parvus is the source of this 372-nucleotide messenger RNA. The record is from the annotation of a GenBank genome assembly. Lineage: Eukaryota; Metazoa; Chordata; Amphibia; Anura; Ranidae.